GUCCACAGAUUGCUGUUACUUGUUACUGGAGGCUCGCUGGCUUGAAUAGAGGGGAAGGAGCAGGGACAUUUUCUGUUGGUUUGGUUUAGUCUCUGUUUUAGGUAGGUGCUGUUUCCCUGGGCCUCAGGGGUGGGUCCUUUUCAGCGAUCCUACCCCUUUCUGUAGCAGAAGGGAUUCUCCAGUGCUUUGGCUCCAGGAUGAAUUCCUUCCCCUUCUCCAGGGGUAGAGGGGUUUCUUCUGUUUAUUUCCCCUAGCUACAGUGGGUCUUCAUCUGAGCCCUGAGGCAGCAGGGUUUGCUACCCUUUCUCUAGUCACUUAAGGUCUUUUUUUCUGUACGGGAGAUAGGCAAGAAGGAUCCAGGCAGGGCUUUGUGUUUUUCCCCUGGGAACUGCGGUUCCCUUCUCCCAGAUCUGCACCACAGGGGAAACUCUCUGUCCCCCUGCCCUCAGUCUUUCUUGUGAGCCUCCAGUGAAGUCAGGGGAAGAGUCUGUAAAUGGGUAAGAAUUUCCCUUAUUUCUUUGGUUCCUGAGGAUUCUAUGUUCUCAUAGAAGCUGAGAUUUGGCCUUUAGCAAUUAAGAAAAAUUUUUUUAGCCAAGGUUCUUUUUACUGGCUUGUAUGGUAUCUGGCAUCUAUUACAGGUAAGAAAGUGCUCAUGUCUCCUGUGAGGUGCCUGACUUACGUUAGACUUUGGGUUAAUUGCUUUUCCUGCAAGCUUCGUUCUCUGAUGGAUUCAAAAAAUUUGUGAUUUUGCACAUUAUCCACCUUUUAUUUGGCUUGUUUUCAGGGUGGGAAUAACAUUCUUUCCAGUUUUUUACAUCCUAAGCAGAACCCAGAAGUCCCACUUACUUAUUUGAGGAUGUGAUUUUGCUGUGGAAUUUUUGUUAGAUUACCAUUUAAAUCUGUCCCCUUUACUUCCUACCCCCAGAUUAUUUUUGUUCAUUUAUUCAUUAUUCCAUUGUACAAAAAACCUUCUGAAUCUGUGCUAUUUGCCAAGCACUGUGCUAAGUCUUGAGGAUACAGUGAUGAGUAAGUAGACAUGAUCCCUUCUCUGAUAAGCGUAUAGCUUACUGGUAAAGACCAUAUAAUUAAAGAAGUAAUUAUAAUAAAGUAUGGUAAGAGCUGUAAUAGGAGAACUAUGUGGUAGAGGCACCCAAUCUAAUCUAGAAUGAUUAGGUAAGACUUCUCAGAGAAAGAGCUAUGCUGUGGAGACCUAAAGGAUAUGCAGGAAUUAGGUGAAGAUGGUUGAGGGGCUGUGGGAGAGUAGAAUAGGUAGAGGGAAGAGAAUGUGCAGAGGCUAAGAUGUAAAAAACCCAGAAAAAUAAGAAUGAAAAGUUCCGUAUGGCUGUGUAUGGCACAUAAGGACAGAAGUGACAAGAAGUAAGACUACAGAAAUUGGUUAGAGCCAGUUUAGGAAGAGUCUUUGUAAGCCAUGUUAAAAAGUUGAUUUUAUCAUAAAAGUGAUGGGAUGUCAUUGAAAGUUUUUAGGGAAGGGAAUGUCUGAGCUGCUAAUUGUUUUAAAGUGGUCAUUCUGGGUACAAGGUGAAGAAUGAAUGGAAGGGAAGCAAAAACAGGUAGGGAGACCAUUUAGCUGGGUUAUUAUAAUAAACCAGGCAAUUGCGUGUGCUGUUUUGACCUGGAGUAGUGGCACUGGGAUUAGGGAGGACAAGCAGAUUAAAGAGAUACUCAGGAAUGAAGAUCAAUGGAACUGGUCAAGUGGUUGAAUAAUAGAGAGUGAAGGAGACCGGAGACUUGAAUUGUGGCCAGUAAAAGAGUCUUGGUAAGUUUCUGCAGAAACUCCAAGUUUUCUCUCUCCCUUGAGAGGGUGAAGAAGAAUCCUUGGUUUACUUUAAUAAUUACCACCAUUCUUGGCCCAAAGUCGAAAAUUCAUUAAGGCUUUGGGUGGAAGUAAGUGAGAAAAGGGGAAGAGGAAAAAAUAUCUAAAUAACAUGUAAUGUUGUGGUGAAAGAGUUCUCUCACCUGAACGUCUUUGAGUGUUGAGAAAAACAAGUCAGCUUUGUUCCUUUGGUUUGAAUUUUGGCCUUUUGGGAUAUAAAGAAAAUCUGUAAACUGGCUUUCUUGCCCAUUUGGAACAAAUAUAGCGUACAAAGCUAAUAUAGCUUCUUAAAUAAAGCUGUGCCAUGCAGGGAGAAACUAUAUUUAAUCACAUAAUUUCCUUGUUUUUCCCAGAUGUUUUUACUCAACAUACGGUAUGAUGGAUAUUACAUAAACCUUUGGAACCUGCAUUAGAGAGUUGAAGUCUUCUAAGACUCCCAGAGUAACGUAAGAUAGUGACCACCACCACUGAUAGCUGUGCAAGCUUUAUACAAAGCACAACUGUGUGUACCAACAGUGUUUUCAUGGUGAUGGAGGGGCAAAGGAUACUUUUCAGCAAAGGGAAAGUUAAUGAUAAACAGUCCUCAUGUGACUCAGGAUUUCAUUGGUUAAGGUGAUCAGGGUUGUGAGGGGAUUUGUAGAGCUCAUUAAGAAAAACAAUUUCCCUUUAUUUUUCUUCUCAAAAUGAUGGAGUUAAAAAAACAAAUAUGGUAUAUUAUCCCAAUGUUAAAGUUAGGCAGCUGUGAUUCAGAAAAUUAGAGUUGUUUUGUUGAGAAUAUACUAUGUGAUGCAGAGUUGUGAGCAGUUAAGAGCUUGAGUGUCAGUCAGAGCUGGGUUUGAAUUCUGACUCCUACACUUACUAGCUAGCUGUGUGACUUAGUUACCUCAUCUAUUAGAUAGGGAUAAUAAUUAUACAUACCUUAAAUUGUUAUGAAGGUUAAAUGACAUAAAGUAUAUGAACACUUAGCACAGCGCUUUAGUUAUUCACUUCUUUGGCGCAGUACGAAUUUAAAUGAUAUUGCCGUCUUUUAUGUAUGCCUACGUAUUUUUGGUGGCAGGAAAUUGUGGUUUUCAAGAAUGAACCAGGUUUGGGCAGGGAGAGUUAAUCUGGCUCUGGUUUAAUUCAGCUGUCACUAUGAGCUUGCACAUAGUAGAUUUCUUUCUAUAAAUAGAUAUGUAUCAUUUGUCACAUAUACAGGGUCAGCUUUGGUGAGAAAUGGCUAAUCAGUUGAGUCAAAGAAAUAACAUGAUGAAAAAUUCUUAAUUUAAGAAGAAACACCUGAAUUGACAUUUUUGUACUAAUUUAUUUACCAAAUAUUUAUCGAAUGCCAUUUGUGUGCCAGGAAUGGUGGUGGGCCUUUUGAAUAUAAAAAUGACAAAGCAUUCCUUGCUUUCAAGGAACUCAAGGUAAAAUUGGGACAGCCAGAGAAAUUAACAGUUUGGUAUGGCGGCAGGGAGGAAAGAAUACCCAACUUACGUUUACACAAGGAAUAUUUAUUGGAAUCCACAACAUGCAAGUAUUCUGAUAGGCAUCCGGAGGUCAUUUAGGGCUGCAUCUCAAAAGGAGCAGUCCUAAAUUAUCCUUGUCAAGUAGGUCUUCAAAUGGCCAUGGAGGGUCUUGGGUGUGGUUUCAUGGUAAGACAGACUCAGUAUAAUCCUAGAUAAGACUAGGCUCUUUGAAACUACCAGCUUGGUUGACCCACUGAUACUCCUCUGGCUUUUCACUUUCAUGGUUCAAUUAUGUCUUCUGGAGCGGCUUUUGUAGAGAUGAAAGGAGGUAGUUAGGGCUUCUGAUCUCCCAAACAUCAACUAAUUGAUGCAGUUAUUUCUGUUUUUCUCUCCCAGACGAUUGUCAGAAAUAUUAAGUGGAGGGCACUGACGCUCAUUCUUGACAUUUCAGAUUCCACUUGGUUAAAAUCUUUUUGAGAGUACCACACUAUGUGCGUAUUGCAUAGUGGUUAUGAGCACAGACACUAGAAUCAGAUUGUCUAGAUUCUAAUCCUUCCUCUGUCACAUUCUAGUUCUUUGACCUUGGGCAUAUUAUUUAACAUCCCUGUGCCUCAGUUUUCUCAUCUGUAGAAUUGGACUAGUUAAUAGUAUCACCUUGUAGGAUUGUUGGGAGGAUUAAAUGAGGAUAUUACUAUUUUGAACACAACCAGGUUUAAAUGAACAGGUGAGAUUUUGUAAGUGGCCAAAAUAGCUACCAUAAAUUGUGUACAUUAAGCUUUAUACACUUUGCUCAAAUGAGAAACACCUCAAAUCCUUACUUAGAAGCCUUUUACUCCUUAUUUUGGAUAUAAUUUGAACACACUGAAAUAUGCAGUGCCCAUUAGAUUGAGAGAGAUAGAAAUGCUGAGAGUGGCAAAAAGUGACAGGUAUUGAAGAAACAGAAAUAAUAAAAAUCAGGUACUGUAGUAAAAAUAGUAAUUUGGAAGGCAUAAUAGAGUUGUAUUUUAUAUGGAGUGAGGGCAGCCUUUCACAUUGAAUGAGGCCUUGAGGCAUCACUUUAUACACGGCCCAGUUGAGCUGCUUAAAUAGAGCUGUUAACUCCUCGUUCUGCUUCCCAUUAACAAGUCUUUCCUGCACACCUUUAAGUAAUAUCUGUGUCAGAUCCUCUAAAGGAACGUCUCCCUCCCUGGUUUAGAAGUUUUAUUUCCCUUCAGUCUGGGUAUGUUAAAGAGAAGGCCUAAAGUAAUCUCUUCCACUAUAGACUUUAAGGGCUACAAUUUAAUGUCUUUGUUCUGUUAAUAUAAAGAAUAAUAUAUAUUUUGUACAACCUGGCUUGAAUAGAAUAGGAGAAUGAACCUCCAAGCUGACAUAGGAAUUAUUUUGUGUUUUCAAGCGUGAAAUAUGUCAUUGUAUUAACCAGUGCAAGUGCAUUUACAGAAGGCGGCAUUAAGAAAACUACAGCAGAAUCAGUUGGGUUUCAUUAGCAGAUUCUAUAGUUUUUAAAAUAUGAAGCCAUUUCUCUGCUGUCCAUAUGUAUAAUUAUUCACGUUAUUGUGUAUAUUACAGGUAAGUGCUUUUGUGUUGUGUUUAGAUGGAGUAUAUUUUAAAGUGAAGCUCUUAUGCAAGGAAAGGACAUUUCUUGUUUGUUUGUUUUUUUUUAAUUUUUAUUUGCAGAUACUUUGACACUGGGAGUGUGGAAAGAUUGAAUAUAUUCCUAAUUUUGUUAUUCUACUAAAGAGUCCUGAUCAGAAAAAUUUUUGGAAAUUGGCUUAGAAAGGUUUUCUACAGAGUCUAUGCUCAUAGCAGAUUGAGGAGGUGCCAUGCAGCAAGAUACAGAGAAAUGCAGAGUUCGAGCCAGAAGGCCUGACAUGGCACUUUAUGUACCCAAAGCUCGAAGGGGUGCAGUACACUCUAAAGCAGGUGAUGAGGAAAAAAGCUAUGGCCCACCUAACUCUGUGGUGAAAGAAGAACAAAAAGAACAUUUUGUCUCUCAAAAGGAGAUGUUUAGAGACAGACCUGAGGCUCGAAGACUAGAUAUUAAUCCUGAUAGAAAGGAACAAAAUCGUAGGGAAGGAAAGAAAUCCUUGACAAAAUUAAAAAAAGAUAAAUGCCUUCAAGAAAGACAUAAAAAUAAGGUUUAUAUUAAGAGGGGAACCACAGAAUGCAAAGAAAUAUUAUCCCAAGGACAUCAGCAAAGAGUCCCAAAUCCUGAGAUUAUAUCUAGUGUGCCUUUACAAAAACAUUUUAAACCAAAAAAGGUAGAGUGUUUGGAGGUUGAAACCACAGAUGUGACAGGACAUGAGAAUUUGCUUCUAUCACAGUCUUGUUCAGAAGUCAGUGAGGCUCAGGUUCUGACCAAACCAUUCCAAAAUGUGAAACUCUGUGAUUUUAGUAGGCACGGACUAAAUGGGGGAAUGUUUGAAGACAGAGAGUUAGAAAGCAGAAUUGAAACUGAUUCCAAGGUUGUGGAGAUAGUAUCCCAGUUUCCUGGAGGUUUCAGUUCUGCAUUGAAACUUGAGGAUAUGCUUGCACCACCAAAACUAAACUCUGAUUCUGGACUUGUACAAGAAGACAUGCAAACAUCAGGUGAAAUGUUGAAGAUCAGCGAUGGAGGUAUCACUGCUAUUUCUGUUCUUGGAAGUUCAGAUAGUAUCAUUGAUCAAACUUGUGUAGACUUUGAAGUUCAGACUGUAGGUGAUAUGGACAACAGUACAUGUUUCAUCUUGAGUCAGAAAAGUAUGGAUUCCAUUCCUGAGGCUAUGGGUCAUAGCACUUAUAAAAUGCCAAUAGUCAGCAAAUUAGAGAACACAAAUGGCAUUUUUGAUCCCACAAUGAUUACAGAGUGUGAGAGGAAUGACAGCAUUGCUGAUGAAAUAUGUGUAAAGUAUGGACCUUCUGAUACAGCCACCCUUGCUCAUGAAACAUACUCAGAUAAUGGAUCUAAUAGUGUAGGUGACAUUACCAGUAAGGUGUGUGUAAUGGACGUCACAGAUGUCAUAUCUGAGAACGUAACUGUGGACAGCCCUUGUGUAGUUACAGUUAGAAUAGUUGAUGAGGCCUGUAGCAACACAAAUAGUUUCUCAAAACAUACAGAGAUGAGUGCAGACACAGCCCCUCUUCAUGUAGCUAAAAGUGGAAAUAACACUGAAAAUUCCAACAACCUGACUGAUUGCUCAGAUAUUUAUGCUGAGAGUAUUCCAUCUAGUUUCACAGAGUCAACAGGAAAGUUGAUAGAGAGCUUAUCAGAUUGUGCGUCCUCCUUACCUAUAAAGAAGAUUGCUGGUAUUAAUUAUAACACUUGUUUGGACUCUGAACUCAGUAUGUUAAACUGGACAAAAGUACUUUCAGACAGUGCCUUGGGCAAAGAUCUGGAUUGUGCUGGUCAUAUCACAGAAACAUUGCAUGAACUAAGAACUGCUGAAGAGUUUAAAACAAAAGAGGAAGAUGACUCAGAGAAUAUAACAUUUGAUGUGUCCUUUCCUGAUGUGGAAUCAGUAUCUGUGGAAACAUCCAUGGAACCGAAAGCAACUGAAACUUCUUACAUGGAAGGAAGUACUGAUACCGAGGAGAGCUGGGAGUCUAUGUUUAAUGAUGAUGGUGACUGCCUGGAUCCACGUCUUCUACAAGAGUUGUCAGGGAAUGUGAAGAGCAGAGAAGGUAUCCAGGAACCUAGAUUUGAUUAUUACAACCAUGAAGUUCCUGACAUUGACCUCAGUGAUUGUGAAUUCCCACAUGUCAUUGAAAUUUAUGACUUCCCCCAAGAAUUUCGUACUGAAGACCUUCUACGAGUUUUCUGCAGUUAUCAAAAGAAAGGAUUUGAUAUUAAAUGGGUAGAUGAUACACAUGCCCUAGGAAUAUUCUCCAGUCCAGUUACAGAAUUCCUCCAGCCAGCAAAGGAGCGUCCUGAGACUUCAGCAGCCCUAGCUAGAAGGUUAGUUAUCAGUGCCCUUGGAGUUCGAAGUAAGCAGAGUAAAACAGAACGGGAAGCAGAACUCAAGAAACUGCAAGAAGCCCGGGAGAGAAAGCGGUUGGAAGCCAAGCAACGGGAAGACAUCUGGGAAGGCAGAGACCAAUCUGCUGUUUGAACAUCACUCAACGAAAGGGAUAAUUCUGUGAAUUCAGAAAAUGUUUCCCAUAGUCUUCAGAUAAGAGGAUCCUUCCAGAGUUCUGUGUACAUGCAGAUGUGCAUGUUAAUGAAGCAAAGAGGUAAAGCGAUCACAACAAGGACUCAGUGGGUAUAGAAAGAAGAUAGACUUCUGUCUGUCUUCACUCCUAAAUGCAGUGCUUUGGAAUCACCCUACUGUGAUGGGCACAGAAGAGACCAUCAACCAGGAAGAAACUUGGAAGGUGUGACUUCCAAGAGUUCCCUAGGCAGGGGUAGUUACGUUAGCCGGGUCACACUUCCAGUGUGUUUUAAGGAAAUACCAAACAGAACAGAGGAUUCAACCCCGCAAUGAUGGGAAACUGAGGCCCUGCAAAGGCAGGGCAUUCCUUGGUACCUCACAGAACAGCAGUGUUGAGGGGAGGGAAGUAGUCAGUACAUAGAGACAGAACAGUGUCUGGUGUACUUGGCAUAAACAGAAUCUAAACUGCCAGUUCCAGAACUCCAAAAUUGGUGAAGUGCAGCAGAUGUGGGUAUUUGGACUCCAGAGUUUGUACUGAGCUGAGUGCCUGGGGCUCCUCCAGCUACACAGCAUCAAGGGGACAUAGCAGCUUCAUUCCUGGGAGCUGUGUGCCAGUUCCAGUUUAGGCAGUAAUACCGUGUUGUGAGAGGGAGACAUUAAAGCCCGUUGUAUGACAUGUGUCACUCUGGUGUUUGUCAGUUUUUUCAUUCUCACAAAGAAAUAGGAGACCAGCUCUCCUCUUAAUAGUUACAGUGCUGUGCGUGGGUUAAGUCGAUCUGUUGCUUUAUAGAACCCACUGAGCAGAGAGCUGAUUAUCUCUCUGUCCUGAGAUCUGCUACAAAAGUGACUAUCCUGGGUUUGUCAGGCAUUGAUAUGUAGUAGCUUCUCUCCCCUUCCUGUCUUCCUGUGCCCCCCACCCCAACCUCUUGACUUUUCCCAUUUCUGUCAAAUCUGACAUCCUGCAGAAAGCAUCUGGCACACUGCAUGUUCUUGGGAUGAUCUUUUCAGCCCGUGCCAGAGGCACUUGGCAAGGAGCACCAAACCAUCCAUUACAAUGAAGAGCAGCCAGGAUAAAAUAAACACCUCUGGGCAGUGAGAGAUUUCCUAAAGGACAUGAACAAGUCAGAGCCAUUAACUCGGGCCUUAUCCAUCUCAUAUCUGCAUUCUCAGUAUUUUCGGAAAGCAGUUUUGCACUGAAGAAAUGGUAAUGCUAGACCUUAAGAUG
Messenger RNA from Trichechus manatus latirostris (Florida manatee), 8631 nucleotides. It is a transcript of the gene R3HCC1L, whose product is annotated as R3H domain and coiled-coil containing 1 like. The transcript is spliced from 7 exons. Lineage: Eukaryota; Metazoa; Chordata; Mammalia; Sirenia; Trichechidae. The record is from RefSeq and is a predicted model, not a curated record. The coding region runs from base 5103 to 7367 and encodes 754 amino acids.